UCUCGACGUGGACCUGCAGCCUUGACGGGAAGAUUAGGGAACCACCGCCCGCUCUCAACCCUCUCCCGUCCCCGGUUUCGCCACGAGCACACCGAAAAUGAGCAGCAACAGCAAAGAUCAGAUUGACAUGUCCGAUCUCGGCUCCGCUCUCCCCGCCGCCGCAGCCGCUCUUAGUGCAGAGGACCGUGCCGGUCUCGUGAAUGUCCUCAAGAAUAAGCUUCAGAAUCUGGCUGGGCAGCACUCGGAUGUCCUUGAGGCCCUGACUCCCAAUGUUCGGAAGCGAGUCGACUUUCUGAGAGAGCUGCAGAGCGAACAUGAUCAAUUGGAGGCAAAAUUUUUUGAGGAGAGAGCUGCCCUUGAAGCAAAAUACCAGAAGCUUUAUGAACCACUAUAUGCAAAGAGGUACGGAAUUGUAAAUGGUGUUGUAGAAGUUGAAGGAGUUGCAAAAGACGCCACAGUGGACCAACAAGAGGAUAAGGAAGAAGAGAAAGGGGUCCCCAGCUUUUGGCUCACUGCGAUGAAGACUAAUGAAGUCUUGGCUGAGGAGAUAUCCGAGCGUGAUGAAGAGGCUCUCAAAUAUCUCAAAGAUAUCAAGUGGUGUAGGAUUGAUAAUCCGAAGGGUUUUAAGCUUGAGUUUUUCUUUGACGCCAAUCCAUAUUUUAAGAACUCUGUUCUGACGAAAACAUAUCAUAUGAUUGAUGACGAUGAGCCCAUUUUAGAGAAAGCAAUAGGAACGGAGAUUGAAUGGAUCCCUGGCAAAUGCUUGACUCAGAAGAUUCUCAAGAAGAAGCCAAAGAAGGGUUCCAAAAAUGCAAAGCCUAUCACAAAGACUGAAAAUUGUGAAAGUUUCUUCAAUUUCUUCAACCCUCCCCAGGUUCCUGAGGACGAAAAUGAAAUUGAUGAAGAUACCGCUGAAGAACUCCAGAAUCAAAUGGAGCAAGAUUAUGAUAUUGGGUCAACCAUUCGGGACAAAAUUAUUCCUCAUGCAGUCUCGUGGUUUACAGGGGAGGCUGUUCAAGGGGAUGAAUUUGAAGACAUGGAGGAUGAUGAUGAGGAUGACGAAGAUGGGGAUGAGGAAGAAUCUGACGAGGAUGAGGAAGAUGAUGAGGAUGAUGAAGGUGAUGAAUCCGAAGAGGAGGGCAAAAGCAAGAAGAAGCAUUCAUCCAGACCGAAGAAAAGUGGGAGGAGUCAAGCUGGGGAAGGUCAACAGGGUGAGCGUCCACCAGAAUGCAAGCAACAGUAGUAAUGUACCGGAUUUGCAGAUGGCACGAUAUAUGGGGAGCUGGGUAGGGAGGUUCUGUUGUCCUGUGGCUUGUUGAGAGUUUUGGUCUAUCAUGGUUUAUUACCCAUUGUCUAUGAAAAUUUGUCUCUUUUAUUUCUUUUUCCUUGUGAGGGAUCAGGAUCAUAUAUUGGGUGCCUUUGGGAUUUCUCGAGGGCUAAGUGUUGUGAAAUUUCGAUGGAAGUAGUCAAAUAUACAAUACAUAUUAGAUGUAUUUUGAUGUUUUGGACUUGGGACGAUUUUUAAGUCUGCCUUCUCAUUCUCACUUGAAAAGAA
Diospyros lotus (date-plum) is the source of this 1555-nucleotide messenger RNA. Its product is annotated as nucleosome assembly protein 1;4-like. Gene Ontology annotation, cellular component: chromatin; nucleus. Bases 98 to 1243 code for a protein of 381 amino acids. Lineage: Eukaryota; Viridiplantae; Streptophyta; Magnoliopsida; Ericales; Ebenaceae. Gene Ontology annotation, molecular function: histone binding; chromatin binding. The record is from RefSeq and is a predicted model, not a curated record. Gene Ontology annotation, biological process: nucleosome assembly. The transcript has 13 exons.